GAAUCCUCCUCCCACCACACAAUCCACUGAAAUUUGCUGCACUGCUGUUGCUCGUUCAACUGUGCAUGGUGUUUGCGCUGACGCGUUCACUGGCAAAGCUUCUGCGGCCACUUCGACAACCACUCGUCAUUGCAGAUGUUAUAGCAGGUAUCUUGCUGGGUCCCACAGGGUUUGGACAGAUCAGAGGCUUCACAGAGAACAUUUUCCAUGAGGAUUCCAUGCUUGUGCUUGAUGUAUUUGCAGAAAUUGGUCUGAUCUUUUUCCUGUUUACUAUAGCUCUGGAGCUCGAUCCAGAGACCACUCAUAUAAACGCUGUGGCAAUUGCAGUUUCUAUAGCUGGGCUGCUUGUGCCAUUUGCAUUUGGAGCAGGUUUAGCCGUUUAUCUGUACAAUGAUGAUGAUCUCAUGGAGGGUUCGAAGAAUCCGAAAGACAGGGUGUCGUUUGGGGCCUUUGCAGUCUUCACCGGUGUGUCGAUGUGCAUCACGGGUGUGCCAGAGGUUGCAUGCAUUCUGGCAGAUGCGAUGGUCCUGACGACAGACUUGGGCGGACUAGCGAUGACCAAUGCAGCCAUCGACGACCUGAUGGGCUGGGUUCUUCUGUCAUUGGCCAUAACUUUGACAAAUGCGGAAGGAAAUCCAUUAGUUUGUGUCUACUACCUACUCCUUGGCACUAUGUAUUUUCUCGUUAUGUUCUAUGGCGUAAAACGACUGUUGAGGAGACUGAUCUGGAACCUUCCGCCAUGUCAAGAGAUCCCUGAGCAUGUUAUUGCCAUGUCAUUGGCCCUCUGUAUACUGGCUUCCUUCAUCGCCGACCUUUGCGGCAUGCACGCAGUGUUCGGUGCAUUCGUGUUUGGUUUGAUCGUUCCGCAGCACAAGAAUCUCAAGCAAUCCCUCAUAUCGAAAGUGGAAGACUUUGUUGUCAUAAUUAUGCUGCCGCUGUACUUCGUGAGCUCGGGUAUGAAGACGGAUGUUAAAAAUAUCCGAAGCGUAAAGAUGUUUGCGGCCCUAAUAUUCAUCACUCUGAUAGCGAUUGCGGGGAAGAUUGGGGGAGUGUAUGCUGCUGCCAGGCUGACUAAGCUUAGCCCACACAAAGCGAUUACACUCGGCGUGCUGAUGAACACGCGAGGGCUCAUUACAGUCAUAAUCCUGAACAUUGCUCACCAAAAGAAUGUGUUUGGAGAUACGCUUUUCACAAUAAUGGUCAUCAUGGCACUGUUCACUACUUUCAUGACAGCACCAAUCAUUAGGUAUCUGAUAAAGCCUGUGGUAAGGAAGCAUGAUGAAGUAGCGAGGAUGAUCAGCAAUGCCGUUGUGGUAGGACAUACGAGUACUAACGGUGAGGAAGAGGCGGCUGCAGAGGAGCUCAAGCUGUUUGUGUGUGUGCAUGGGUUACGUGACGUCCCGGCUUUGGUGAAUUUGCUGUAUAUGGUGUCGGAGCGAACGGGAGGGAGGGUGCCCCUCUGUGUGUGUGCUCUCCAUUUGAUUGAGUACUGGGAUAGCCCAUCAUCAGCAAUGCUGAUGUCGCAGGUUAACCAAGGACAAAAAUCAUUCAGCAACGAUGAGGUGGAGGAGCCUGAUUAUGUGGGGAUGAUUUUCCAAACCUAUGGGAGAUUUACAAAAAUACCUGUCAAGACAAUGAGAGCCAUUUCCAGCACCAAGAGUAUGCAUGAGGAUAUCUGUGCUGCUGCGGCCGAGGAAAAGGCAAAUAUGGUCAUCCUGCCUUUCCAUAGGCACAGGGGCCCUCAAGGCCUUCUGGAUACCAUCCAUCCUGGGUACCGCCCUGUCAAUCUCCGUAUUCUCGAGGACGCUCCCUGCUCCAUCGGAAUUCUGAUAGGCCAUGGUCCUCAGGGGUCUGACCACAGACAGCGGAUGGACGCAGUACAAAACAUCAUCGUUUUCUUUGUUGGAGGAGCAGAUGAUCAGGAGGCUCUGACAUUCGCCAGCCAUACCCUGGAGCAUCCAAACACUGUAUUACGUGUCAUAAGAUUCCGUCAGAGCAAACAGAUGUUUGCCGAGCAGUCGGCACCAAGCAAUGUUGGUAAGGGACCUGAACAGCAGUAUGCGGGCAAUCUCGAUAGUUUCAGGAGGGAGGGGAAAGAAAGGAUCAUCAGUGCUGUUGAACAGCAGUCUGGGAAUCGUGAUACCCCUCAGGAGUUCAGCAAUGCAAACAUCAGGGUUAAUGAGUCAUUUAAAGCCAAGGAAGACGUAUCUAAGGAUGACCUGAUCGUGGAAGCUCUAAAGGAGAAGAGUAGAGCGCUUGCCAAUCGGAAACAUAGUUCCGGAAGCUCGACACAGUUCAUCUUUGAGGAUAUUGAAACUGAUGAUGUUGCAGGGACUGCAGUGCAGUUGGCGAAGGAGGAGAAGUUGGAUCUCAUCUUGACUGGCAGAAGGAGCCCUGCACAUGUCCUUGCAGAUCUCUCAAUGCAGAAUAAGAGCGCAAAUUGGGUUGAUGCCAAUGAACUUGGCACUAUCGGUGAUGCUCUGGCUGCUCCUGACAUCAGAAUGAUGGCCUCUAUUCUGGUUAUUCAGCAGCAUGAUCCCACACGCCGUCCCAAGUCAUCAACUGGUGCCACACCAUCCCACUCUUUCACACAAAGGGCUUUGCAGAGGAUACGACAAGGUGGCUUACUAGCCAAGCAGACACAUCAACCGACCCUGUCUUGAAAGUCCAGGUCAAGGAAGGGAUGCAUAUACCUACCGUCCUCACCCGAAUAGAACGCCCGGUCAUUAUCGCUGUAUGUAGACUGAAAGUUGCACCAAAUACUGCUAUAAUGACCGGGCGUUCUGUUCGGGUGAAGACAGUCGGUGAACGGUACUCUACGCACAUGCAGCUUAAACAG
Molecule: messenger RNA, 2839 nt
Organism: Chara braunii
Lineage: Eukaryota; Viridiplantae; Streptophyta; Charophyceae; Charales; Characeae
Source: the annotation of a GenBank genome assembly